This is a messenger RNA of Cavia porcellus (domestic guinea pig), 1887 nucleotides long. Its product is annotated as eukaryotic initiation factor 4A-II-like. The record is from RefSeq and is a predicted model, not a curated record. Gene Ontology annotation, molecular function: RNA binding; RNA helicase activity; ATP binding. NCBI's taxonomy places the organism in Eukaryota, Metazoa, Chordata, Mammalia, Rodentia, Caviidae.
UUCAAUCAGGCACUGAGUGGUUUCUCGGAUCAUGUCUGGUGGUUCUACAGAUUAUAACAGAGAACAUGGAGGCCCAGAGGGAAUGGACCCCGAUGGUGUCAUCGAGAGCAACUGGAAUGAGAUUGUUGAUAACUUUGAUGAUAUGAAUUUAAAGGAAUCACUUCUUCAGGGCAUCUAUGCUUACGGUUUUGAGAAGCCUUCAGCUAUUCAGCAAAGAGCUAUUAUCCCUUGUAUCAAAGGAUAUAAUGUGAUUGCUCAGCCUCAGUCAGGUACUGGCAAGACAGCCACAUUUGCUAUUUCCAUCCUGCAACAGUUGGAGAUUGAGUUCAAGGAGACCCAAGCACUAGUAUUGGCCCCCACCAGAGAACUGGCUCAACAGAUCCAAAAGGUAAUUCUGGCACUUGGAGAUUAUAUGGGAGCAACUUGCCACGCCUGCAUUGGUGGAACAAAUGUUCAGAAUGAAAUGCAAAAACUGCAGGCUGAAGCACCACACAUUGUUGUUGGAACACCAGGGAGAGUAUUUGAUAUGUUAAACAGAAGAUACCUUUCUCCAAAAUGGAUCAAAAUGUUUGUUUUGGAUGAAGCAGAUGAAAUGUUGAGCUGAGGGUUUAAGGAUCAAAUCUAUGAGAUUUUCCAAAAACUAAAUACAAGUAUUCAGGUUGUGUUGCUUUCUGCCACAAUGCCAACUGAUGUGUUGGAAGUGACCAAAAAAUUCAUGAGAGAUCCAAUUCGGAUUCUGGUGAAGAAAGAAGAACUGACCCUUGAAGGAAUCAAACAGUUCUACAUUAAUGUUGAAAGAGAGGAAUGGAAAUUGGAUACACUUUGUGAUUUGUAUGAGACACUCACCAUUAUGCAGGCUGUUAUUUUUCUCAAUACAAGGCGCAAAGUGGAUUGGCUUACUGAGAAAAUGCAUGCCAGGGACUUCACAGUUUCUGCUCUGCAUGGUGAAAUGGAUCAGAAAGAGAGAGAUGUUAUCAUGAGGGAAUUCCGAUCAGGGUCCAGCCGUGUUCUGAUCACUACUGACUUGUUGGCUCGUGGACAAGUGUCUUUGGUUAUAAACUAUGAUCUACCUACCAAUCGUGAAAACUACAUGCACAUAACUGGCAGAGGGGGUCAAUUUGGGAGGAAAGGUGUGGCUAUAAACUUUGUUACUGAAGAAGACGAGAGGAUUCUUUGUGACAUUGAGACUUUCUACAAUACUACAGUGGAGGAAAUGCCCAUGAAUGUGGCCGACCUUAUUUAAUUCCUGGGAUGAGAGUUUCGAAUGCAGUGUUCGCUGUUGCUGAAUAGGCAAUCACAAAGUGCAUUGUGCUGCUUUGGGAAUUUUUGAAUCUUGUCUCAAUGCUCAUAACGGAUCAGAAAUACAGAUUUUGAUAGCAAAGCGACAUUAGUCAUGAGCUCUCGUGAGGAAAGUCAUUGGCUUUAUCCUCUUUAGAGUUAGACUGUUGGGGUGGGUAUAAAAAGAUGGGGUCUGUAAAACCUUUCUUUCUUAGAAAUUUAUUUCCUAGUUCUGUGGAAAUGGUUGUAUUAGAUGUUCUCUAUCAUUUAAUAAUAUAUUGUGGACUAAAAGAUAUAAGUGCUGUAUAAAAUCAGCCAAUUAUGUUAAACUAGCAUAUCUGCCUUUAUUAUGUUUGUCUUUAGCCUGGAUAGAAAGGCCUUUAAAAUUGAUUUUUUUAAAGGAAGCAUUUGAAUGCAUUUUGUUUUGGUAUUGUAUUUAUUCAAUAAAGUAUUUAAUUAGUGCUAAGUGUGAACUGGACCCUGUUGCUAAACCCCAGCAAGCAAUCAUAUUCUAGGUAGGGUUAAACCCCCAGUAAAAUUGCCAUAUUGCACAUGUCUCAAUGAAGUUUGAAUAUUAAAUAAAUUGUAUAUUCACUUUAAAAAAAGAAA